This is a messenger RNA of Oryza brachyantha (malo sina), 1701 nucleotides long. RefSeq lists its product as uncharacterized. The record is from RefSeq and is a predicted model, not a curated record. Gene Ontology annotation, molecular function: protein binding. Bases 127 to 1491 code for a protein of 454 amino acids. The transcript has 8 exons. NCBI's taxonomy places the organism in Eukaryota, Viridiplantae, Streptophyta, Magnoliopsida, Poales, Poaceae.
AGGCCUCGACCUCGAACCCUAACCCCCAUCGAUUUCCAGGAGCCAGCUCCGGCGAGAUGCCCGUCGGCGUCUGAACCGUGGUGACGCGGGGGCAGCUCGUCGGCGGACGAGGGUGGGGGGGGGGGGAUGGAGGGGAGGCGGGUCUCCGCGAACCCUCGCCCGUCCUGCGUGCGGAGGGUGCUCGCGCGGAAGCGGCCGAGGACCGAGGCGACGGCGAACAGCGCGCGGAAGCUGCAGCGGCGGGAGAUCUCGGCGCUUCCCUGCCGCGCGUUCUCCGCGAGCACCACGCGGGAGCGGUUCCGCAACAUCCAGCUCCAGGAAGAAUAUGAUACUCACGAUCCCAAGGAGAUGGGUGCGCUGCUACCUUACUUGACGAAAAGGUCUGAGAUUAUUGAGAUAGUUGGAGCAAGUGACAUUAUCUUUGCUUUAUCACAGUCAGGAGUCUGUGCUGCAUUCAGCAGAGUGUCAAACCAGCGGAUUUGCUUUCUGAAUGGACGACCAGAUGAAGUGAUUCGCAGUUUGUUUUAUAACAAGAACAACGACUCACUAAUUACUGUAUCAGUCUAUGGUUCUGAAAACUUCAGUGCCUUAAGAUGCAGGACAACUCGAAUAGAGUAUAUACGACGGGGGAAACCGGAUGCUGGUUUCCCUCUUUUUGAGUCAGAGUCAUUGAAAUGGCCAGGUUUUGUGGAAUUUGAUGAUGUAAAUGGGAAGGUGCUGACUUACUCUGCACAAGACAGUACCUAUAAGGUGUUUGACUUGAAAAACUACACUUUGCUGUAUACUAUAUCCGAUAAGAAUGUUCAAGAAAUCAAGAUCAGCCCUGGCAUAAUGCUAUUGAUAUACUCAAGAAAAAAGGGCUGCAUCCCCCUUGACAUUCUUUCUAUUGAAGAUGGUAAACGCUUGAAGUCAUUCAAACACCUUCUUCAUCGCAAUAAAAAGGUUGAUUUCAUUGAGCAAUUCAAUGAAAAACUUCUCAUCAAGCAGGAAGGAGAGAACCUUCAAAUUCUUGAUGUAAGAAACUUCCAAUCAAUUGAAGUAAGCAGAAGUGAAUUUGUGACUCCGUCUGCUUUUAUCUUUCUGUAUGAGAUGCAGCUGUUCCUAACCUUCCGUAGUAGAUCAGUAUCAGUUUGGAAUUUCCGUGGUGAAUUGGUCACAUCAUUUGAGGAUCAUAUGUUGUGGCACCCUGAUUGCAAUACCAACAGUAUUUACAUCACGAGCAACCAAGAUCUCAUUAUUUCUUACUGCAAGGCUGACCCAAAUGAUCCUUCUUCAGAAGAAAAUGCUUGUUCCAUAAAUAUCAGUGAGAUAUUAACUGGAAAAUGCUUGGCCAAAAUAAAGGCAGGGAACCUUAGCAAGCAAAGGGUUUCAAGAUUCCAGAGUACACCAUCAGAGGCACUGGGGGAUAUUACAGCUCUGUACUACGAUGAAGAGCGUGAGGAGAUUUACACCGGCAACCGACAAGGCCUUGUCCAUGUAUGGUCAAAUUAGUAACUCCAGCUUCCUAUGGGCAACACAAUUCUGACCACCGUGCCAUACUCGGGGAGAUGCUGCUACAACCGAUAAGUUCAUCAUCUGUUAACCUGAGCUGAUUGGAUGUUAGCUGCAAUGUUUUCUUACCAUGUGUAUCAUUUUGGAAGGUUUGUCACUAUCAGCGUGCCAUCUUUACCCCCGAGUUAUAGAUAUCUCAUUCUCAUUGCA